AUGGCUCAAUUACAAGUAACAGUUAUUGAAGCAAAAAAUUUAAAGAAAAAAGAUACACUUAGUGAAAAUGAUCCAUUUGCAGUAUUAUAUCUUGAUGAUGCACAUUACAAACAAAAAACAAAAACAAAACAAAAUUCGAAAAAUCCGAAAUGGAAUCAAUCAUUUGUUUUUAAUCAUUUAUAUGGACAAGAUAUUCUUCAUGUUGAUGUUUAUGAUGAAGAUUCAGUUAAAAAUGAUAAAAUAGGUUCAGUUGAGAUUGAUUUACGUCCAUUAUAUGAAAAAGAUCAGUGGUUUGAACUUAAAGGAAAACUUGGUUUAAGUUCUCAUGGACAAAUUCAUCUUAUCCUGGAUUUUGAGCGACUUCGAGUGUAG
Rotaria sp. Silwood2 is the source of this 372-nucleotide messenger RNA. Lineage: Eukaryota; Metazoa; Rotifera; Eurotatoria; Philodinida; Philodinidae. The record is from the annotation of a GenBank genome assembly.